CGACGGCCGGGGCUCGGCGGCGGACCGGGCUGGGCGCGCGCCGGGAGAGGAGGAUGCGCCCCGCGUGAGCUUGGGGGACAAGAGAAUGUGGAUUGCGUCCUGCCUUGCCUCUUCUCCCAGCCACCUGCGGUGAGCUCUCACAUGCCAGAGGACGAGGGUGGAGGAGAGCAGCCACGUGAAGCUGGGGCGGUGUGGGUGAGCCAAAGGGCUUUUGACCAGUGAGCUGUGGCAACUGGGGGUCCUCACCACCCUGCAGCACAGACAACUGGCUCCUGCCAGGUAGAUGCCUUCAGGGGAGUGGACAACUCCAGCUGAACUGAUGAAUCUUGGCACCUGAUACAAGGCUCAGCUUCUGAUAUGAAGAAGGAUAUAGAGUCUUUAAUAGCCCAGGAAAAAGCAGAAAUCAUCGCCAAAUAUGAGAAGGGCAGACAGGAAGGAGCUCAGAUUGACCAGUGGGAAGAUGCUGAUUUCACACUCUACAAAGUUACAGACCGGUUUGGAUUCCUGCACGAGCAGGAGCUGCCAACCCGCACCGCCUUGGAGGAGAAGCAAAAACAGCAGGAAAUAGAACGUGUGGACAAGUGGCUUAAGAUGCUGAAGAAGUGGGGCAAAUACAGAAACAGUGACAAGAUGUGCCGGCGUGUGUACAAAGGGAUCCCGCUGCAGGUGCGAGGCCAGGUCUGGUCACUUCUGCUGGAUGUUGAGAAGAUGAAGAAGGAGAAUGAAGGAAAAUAUGAGCAAAUGAAAGAACAAGCAAAGAGCUUUUCAUCAGAAAUCAAGCAGAUAGAUUUGGAUGUUAACCGCACCUUCCGAAACCACAUCAUGUUUCGGGAUCGCUACGGAGUGAAGCAACAGGCACUCUUCCACAUCCUGUCAGCAUACUCGGUUUAUAACACUGAAGUGAGCUACUGCCAAGGGAUGAGCCAGAUUGCAGCCAUCCUCCUGAUGUACUUGAAUGAAGAGGAUGCAUUCUGGGCACUGGCACAGCUGCUCACCAACCAGCGCCACGCCAUGCACGGUUUUUUCAUUCCUGGGUUCCCGAAGCUGCAGAGGUUUCAAGCCCACCACGAGCAAAUUUUAAACAAACUGUUCCCCAAACUGAAGAAGCACAUGGACAAGGAGCAGAUGACCACCGGGAUUUACACAACCAAGUGGUUCCUGCAGUGUUUCAUUGACCGGACCCCAUUCACGCUGACCUUGCGGCUGUGGGAUAUCUACAUCCUGGAAGGGGAGCGGGUGCUGACAGCCAUGGCUUACACCAUCCUCAAACUGCACAAAAAGCGCUUGCUGAAGAUGACACUGGAAGAUUUACGUGAAUUUCUGCAGGAGAAAAUUGCUGCUUCCCUGCAGUACGAGGACGAUGCUGUCAUCGAGCAGCUGCAGGUGUCAAUGACUGAACUGCGCAAGAUGAAGUUUGAUCUGCCCCCACCAGCAAAGCCUGAGGAGUUUCCAAGGAAACCCCUGGGCCUGGAGCUCUCUCUCAACCCAGUAGCCAUAAAGGAAAACACAGCGGCCAAUGGCCAGAAUGGCCAGGUGGGUGAGCACACUCCAGACAGGGAGCCCCAUCCCCACAGAGUUCCUGGCACACCAGGAGGAAUGACAGUGGUGGAAGCAAGGAUUCUCACCUUCCAGGGUAGUGAAGCAGCUGAAGCAACGAACGUGCCUGUUUUGGGUGGGUGGCCACUGGAUGAGGAGGGUCAAGUGGAGCCCAUUGUGGACACGCAGCCAUCAUCUCUUCUGAAGGCAAGCAAGAUGCAGGCCCAGCAACACAUCCUGCCCACAGUCCUGCCUCCAGAGCAGCCUCUUCUUGCUCCUGGCUGUGCUGUGGUGGACCAUGGAGUCUCCCUCCAUGCCCCAGCUGAGUACAGCUCCUUAGACUCCUCUCUCCAAAACAGGCUGGCUCCUCCCGACUCCAGCACCGCUGAGCUUUCCGCUACGGACCAGGCAGUGUGGCAGCCAAAUGCCGCUGCCCUGCCAGCAGAACAGACAUCUUCCCUGAGCAGAGGCGCAGUGCUCGAAACAGCCCCCCAACCUCUGCCAGCCAGCUGCCGGCGGCUUUCCUGCACGUCACAGAGCGAUGGCUCCCCUGAGAGCAAGCACGGGGAGGAGGUGGCAGAUGACAGGCACUGCAGGGCAGUGCUGCCGGACAAAAUGGGCCUGAAGCACUCGGCAUCCAAAGCUGCAUCCACAGGAGAGCUCCUCAGCCUGCAGCACAAUGGGCUGGGCAGUGCCACCAGCACCAUGCGUUGGCCCGAGGCCGUAGGUGUGCAGCCUGCGCACAGGCAGGCGGGGGGCAGUGUGCCCAUCUUGUCCAGCAGAGAGCCGGAGGCAGCAGGGCUGGCUGAGGGCUGUCCUGCCCAGCGGGCACCAUCCCCUGUGGUGGAAGGGACUAGCCCCUAUGUCGUUAUCAAAAGCACGACUCCCCUCCACCUGGCCCAUGCGACAGAGCAGGACUUCUUGAACAGAAAGCAGGUGGCAUUGCCUCUGUCAGAGACUGGACAUCCUCUGCCUACCACCUCCAUGCCACCACCUCUUAUGCCAGACCCAGAGGAGGUAGAGGUCCAGAAAAGCCUCCAGAAACCAUUAAAUGCACUGAAAGCCCCACGGCCCCCGCUGAGCCCCAAACCAAAAUUUCUGUUGCAGGUUGCCAAAUCCCGCUCAGAGAACAGUUUCCUUUUAGGCUCUCCUUCCUUGGCAAAGCUGCCCAAAUCGGUGACGUUCUAGUGGGGAUGGGGAAGGGGAAGUUAAGGGAGAAGAAGUGGGUUCUGGAGAAGGACCCUUGCCCCAUUUACAGGAUCCCCUUCUGUCAGCAGGGCUGUCGGGGUGACAGCACAGCACCAUUGCACGUCAAGCUGUGCUUUGGUACGAGCGCCCAGUGAGGAGACGAAGCGGUGGCCACCAGCGCUAGGAGAUACCAGCAGAUUGGAUUUGUGUGUUUCCUAUGGACAAAUUGGAAAAUGCUUUCAUUUUUUGUUCCUCAAAACUCCCCAGGUCUCAUCACUUGGGGAAAGAGGCAGGGCUGGUGAGUUUGUUGCGUGUUUUCUCCUGCUCCUGUCUGCCGUGGGAACCCACAACCAAGCAAGCGGGCCCAAGGUGUCAGAAUCCAAAAUGCUUUCUUUACAAUGCCCCAUCGGUGUAGCUACAGCAUUGCUUUCAAAGGCCUUUGUAGCAAUAGAUCUUUAUUUCAUUCCCAGACCUGCAGUUGUAGGCAGCAGAAUUUCCAGGCAGUGCCAUGGCAUCCUGGCAGGACACCAGCAGCCUGUUGCCCCCUCUAUGCAAUUCCACAAAGCAGUGCCUGGCUGUAUCUGGCUCCUGCUGGCAUGGUGGAUGGUGUUUAGGACAGAUUUAACAGCUGCUGAGUCCCUUGGACAUCUCCUUGGUGUCACCCUGGUGGGGGACUGCCAGCCCAGGUUCUCAGGGUGACAAGGACAGUGAUGAAGACCAGCCUGGUCUCUUGGGCUGGGUGCCCUCUCUGCUGGCCUUUCCUUCCCAGGGCUAGUGCAGCGAGCAGGCUUGCGGCCUUUCUGUUCCCCAAACAGGAAAAGGGGCUGCUGGCUCAGGAAACCUGCCUGCACUACCAAGCUGUUGGACGUGUGAUGGCAUCUAAUCACAGAGUCCCAGAUAAGUCUACUUUUGCUUUGAGUAAGUUAAGUGUCAAGAGUAGAAAGGACAUAGGAAUUGGGGAAGGGGGAGCACGUUGCCCAGAACCUGAUCUUAGCCCUUCUGGUUGAGCCCACAGAGAAUUAAAAACAGGAAGGAAACUUGGACAUGAUGGGUGCCCACAUGCCCGCUUGCCCUUCACGCACCAAGUCCUAGAGGUCUGUCCAUCUCCUCCCCAUCCCAAGGUUCUGCACUGCCCAGGCCAUUGGCUGGAAAUGUGCAGGGAUCUGGGGAGACACCCAUAGAAAGAGCUGGUCCAAAAUUUUGGUUACAGCAUCUACUUCAUCCCUAGAGGUGAAGGGACUUCAUCAGGAAGCCAGAUCAGUGAAAAAGCAGGAAGUAGUCCAGAUAUGCUGGAUUUGACUUUGCUGUCCAGAAGGGGUAGCUGCAAGUGCCACCUUAGGUGGCAAGAGGGAUUCCCAUUCCUUCAACAGAGAUCCUGAGCAAAACUCCUUUAAGUUCUAAGGAGCCUUUGAAAACUAUUUUUUUUAUCUCACAGGCUGCUUCAAUUGCCUACCUGAAAGCCCAGCAGAAAACUUCCACUAAAUUAGUUUGUGGGUUCCAGGAGAUGGACUUGAUAAUCCUGGGGGAUCCCUUCCAGCUCAGCAUAUUCUAUGGUUCUAUGAUUUAUCAGGGUUUAUUUUGCCUUGUGUAUGUGUGGUAGUUUGUUUGCAGCAGGGAGUGUCAAAGGGAGCACUGGAUUUCUGUUUGGAUGUAGCCAGCCAGACCACAGCACCCUCAGCUUUCAAUUGGAACCCCAGCUCUGUCCCAGGCCCCAUCUUCCACUGAGCCUCCAACCUUGCCCAUCCUCUCCCUCUGCAGAGCAGGGAUAACCCUAUUAGCUACCUCACAGGGGUGUUGUGAGGAGUCAAGCAUUGCUGUUUGAGGAAGAGUGCUCUUUGAAUGUUCAGUAUUUGUGUUUUGAGACACCACAGGUCCUUUCUAGGACAAUAGGGCUUGAAUUGUUUUCAGUUUAGAGUAUGUUUUUUCAUAACUGUGCAUAGUUAAACAUUAUUUGUGUGUUAAAAUACCUGAGCAGUAUUUCAGGAUAGAUAUCCACUGCCUUUUGCUAGCAGCCCACUGUCCACAGGAGCUCACUGGGAAGCAACAAGAAGCAUCUGAGAGCUGCUGGUCACAUCUUGACUUGGCUUCUGUCAGAGCUUGGGGCUCUGUCCUCUCCUUGAAGCCCACAUAGGACUCCUUCUAAUUCAGCUGAGCAUCACGUAUGCAAGAGCUGAGACCUCUUUCCCCUUGUUUUAAUCCAUUUUUCUUUAUUUCAGGCACACAGCCUUUGCACAUCAUGUUGCUUGUGCACCCAGACUCCUCACACAGUGUAUCUGGGAUGGUUUGCGGUAUUAACAUUUAAAAAGGUGGAGAGCUGUCAAAUCCACAGUACUCAUUGCAUGGCAUUUGGUGCAUGAUGUUCAACAUUAAUUUUGACGGGGAAAGGGGUGGGGGUUGUCCUUCCCUCCAGGCCCUAACGGGAAUGAGCAGCAAGGUCCUCAGUCAUCUUCAGGCCUGGGGGAACCACCAGCAACAUGCAUUGCUGUCCUUGGUGUGAUGCUCUCAUUGGAACACAUCAAUGCAUGAUCCCCAGGGAGAUGCCCACUCUUGUCUCCUCCUCUGCCUCUUGCUGCAGACAGAACUGCAGCCAUGGUGGGUCUGUGGCAGCAAGGCCUGGCCCAGCCUCAGCUCUUUUGAUGGGAAUAGGAAGGGAAGGAGAAGGAUGAGGGUGGCAGUUCAGCAGGACGAAUUACCUAACCAAGCCACUUGCAGCCCUGCCCAGCCCCCUGCAACAGUCUCAACCCCUCAGCAAAAACCACUCUUACUGUGAGCAAACAUGGGAAAGCAGCUCCCCCCAUCCUUGCUCUUGCAGCCCUGAGACAAUGCUGGCCCUGCUGCCUUCCAUGUAAAGACCAAUGCUGUGGGUUUGGGUUUUUUUAGGUUUAGUUUGUUUUUCUUUGUGUUGUUUGUGAUAGAGCACUCUGAGUGGCUGCAGCACUGACAGACAGCAUGAGCCAUGGGACCCAGCUCCAGCAAGGGCCAGAGGUUGAGGUUAGGGUUUCUUGACCAUGCACUUUGAGAGCUGGCUACUGUCUGCUUUCCUUUUUAUUUGCUAUUCUUGUUUACAGCGUGGAAUGCUUCUUCCAUGACUCUUUCUAAUGUAUUAUAAUUAUUACUUUUAAGAAAAAAACAUUUUUAUGUCUGCUUUUUUGUUUGUUCAGUUUGGUUUUUUUAGAGGAAGGGUUUUUUUGGAAAAAAAAGUCAAUCAUUCCUUUUUAUGCUGAUCCAAAUUGUCCAGAGUGUUUGAUGCUGUGUUCUACAUGGUUGUAGUAAUAAUGGUUAAAGAAGUUUAGCAUAAAUUCAGACUCCACAAGGUUUCUUACAGGAACAGAAGCUGCACCAAGACUGGUUGCCUUCUCCUGAUGACUUUUAGCUUGGUUCACUGGGUAUGUUUCAACUGCAACAGGUCCAUCCUGCUCCAUCUCUGCUUUCCUCGCUGCUUUUUCUACUGUAAUUAAAUCCAGGCAGCCCCAGCAGCAGUGGAAAGAAAAAUGCUUUUUUCUACUUCCCACUGUCCUCUCCCAGCUGAGCAAAGGGCAGCAUCCCUUCUGACACACAGCUGCUGAUCAGCAGCACUGCUGAAGCUUAUUUUUUGGCCAAGAUUUUGUGUUUGGAGUUUGUUUUCCUGCCUGUAGGCAGUGUAGGGAGGGUUGGAUGGGAGGGGGAGCGGGUGGACACAGCUCCUCACUCAGCAGGUGGGUGGGUGGGUGCGACUCACACUAGUGAGUCAGGGCUGAGCUGAGUCACCUUUACAGCAGCUACUGGGAGUGUAAGGUGGUGCUGCUGACAGCUGAAGAUGCCUUUUAAAAAGCUGUGUGUGAGCAGUACCUCUGACACACCCCAGAUUUCAUAGCCAGGGCUUCCUGGGCUUAGAUGACAAUGGUACUGUUGCCUUUGAGGUGUUAAGUGUGAGCAGUGUUCUGGCUCGCCUGAGAGAAAGCUGCCAGUUGGUGUUAAGCAGCAUGUUUAUGGUAAACACAAGGCAUCUGUCUCUGCCAGAGUAGCACAAAGACUGACAGCAGAUGGCAGGGUCAGAAGUAGCUAAAUGGCACCCUAGGAUUUAAGAGCAGUGCCUGAAAUUGGCAUCCCCAUGUUUAUUACCCACUGAGUGCUGUAGGCUGGUUUUCCUGCUUCUAUUACUGCCCUGCCACACCUAAGACGUCAAACAGAAACAAAAAUUGUUCUCCAGUGGCCUUAAAUUAGCUCAUUUAUAUUAACUGGUUAAAACCUGGUCUGAAACACCACAGAAGAAAAAAAAAAAAAGCCCCAGCACCACUGAACACCACAGUGUUUACUGUUACAGAAGCAGCCUGAGGAUGCAGCUCUUGGCACACCUCCUGUGCCAUUUCACACUGGAUGCCAGCACAGAGAUGCAGCACUGUGACCAGGGGUGAGAUCCCCACCCAGGCUGGAGUGAAGCAAACCUGAUCCCUCCUGUGUUCCAGGUGCUCACAAGCAGCCUCAUUGCACAAGCUGAUUUGUGUCACCUCCUGGCCACCAGCUCCCGUGAAACCUGUUGGCUCUCAGGCAGUACCAGGUGGGACCAGGUUUGAACAUCUGCCACGUUUGCUUACGUGACAGGCAGUGCAGGGUUUAGAUAUGGCAUUUAUCCAACUGCUAAAACAGCAUUCCUGUCAAAGAGAGAGCAGAAGUGUCCAGAAGGGCAGCUUCCCCAAGGGAAGGUGAGUUGUACUAGGUUUCAGGGUUGUGUUCCUCCAUUAAACAGCCUUGGUUCACUUGGUUGUUGAAAAAAAAAAAAAAAAAAGAGUAAGAUGCUGCUUUUUGGUAUGCUUGAUCCCCAGGCUCCCUGCAUUUGCCCGGUUGUGGCCUUGUGGCUGUGGUGCUCUCAUCCUGCAGGGACCAGGGACAGGCAUGGCUCCACCACCUCCUCUGACAGCAUCCCUCCAGCUAAUGCAGGAGCCACAGAGGUACCCAGCCUUUAACUGGUGCUUGAUGGGGCUCCCAGGUAUGGUUUUGGGGUGCCAAGCUCCCACUGCAGAAUCCUUCCCAGGGGGAGGAGACCACACCCUGGGACUUAACAACAGGUAAGCCUAAGCCCUUCCCUCUCUUACCAGAGCAGUGUAAGACUUCAGGGUGAACAUAAGCCAUGCCUGGUAUCCAGCUUGAACUGAAUGCCUGGCCUCCAGCUGCUGCCAGGAGCACCAGGUCAUGGCAUGUUCCCUGCAGCAGGGAGGUGUCAGCACAGGAGGCACUCAUGUCCCUGAGGUACCCUGAUAGGAGGGUGCAGAGCCCCUGUGUCAUUCCAGCAGUACCCCUUGCCCCCUCCUGUGCCCCCCAGGGCCUGAGUGCUGCUCACAGGGGACAAAAGUAGGAUAAUCCUAAAGCCCAAGGUUACAGAUACCCAUUUGAUGGACAGCAUUGGGACCAGCAGCAAAUGAAUGUCAUAGAUGGUGUUGAGGCUGCUGCUUAAAUGCUAGUGGUCUUACCAGCUGGGGACUGGUCCUCCCCCUACCUCUGUGCACUUGGUAUUUGCCAGUAUUAUUAUCCCCCUUUUCCUGUCAUCACAGCAGCUCUCCAGCUCCCAGAGCUGGUCCCCGAGGCAGAAUUGCAAACUCCCCAAGCUGUGCUCAGCUCUGGGGCCCUGGCAGCCCCCUGUGGCUCCUGCCCUUCCUGGCUCAGGAACAGUCAGACUGGCAGCCCCAGGAGCUGGGACAGGCAGGAGACCGGGUCUGUCCUCGCUGCUCACUGGCUCUCUGCCAAGCCCCAGCUGUGCUCAUCACCAUCCCUGCCCACCUCCCACCACAUAGAAAGCUCAUCAACUGCUGUGUGCCUCCACAAGGCUUCAGCCAGUUGGUACUGAAUAAUUGAUGCUAAGUGGAGCCUGGAGCAGAGAAACUGAGGGAGGGAGCAAGGCUUUGUGCUGCUUUAGGCUCUGCUCCCAGGAUAUAGCAGGGAGAGAGAGAUGGGUGUGCUGUGUCUGGCAGCUUUGUGCCCCAGACAGUUUGGCAGAGGCAGUUGGAGUUUGGCUGGGCCUGGGAGUGUUCCUCCUCUUGGGCUUGCUGUGCUGCUCACCUGCUGCUGUGUCCUACUGCCAUGGCGGUGCUACUGUGGCACCUGUGGGAGCUGCACGCUGCUAUUGUGCUCCUUGUGUGCUGCAGAGGCGCCAUGGCAGCAGUGGAUGGGACUUGGGGAGCAGAGCAAGGGCACCCCCAGUCCCAGCAGCCCUUGCUAGGGCUGGUACCAUGGCUCUCCUAAGCUACAGACCCUGUACUCAACCCACAGCAAGAGCAAAGUUGUUGCAUAUAGGGCCAAGCCCAUCUGCCUUUUCCCCUUCCCACCAGUUGCUGGUGGCCAGGAUGGUGGCUGUCACACCAUCCUCUGAGCAAUGUCACCCCUUCCUACAGCACAUCCCCAAGGAUAAAGCAGUGUAUUGAGGAAAUAACAGCCUGGCAGUUUAAAGAGGCAGGUCUGACCGCUUCCCAAACCAUCUCCCAAAUCCUACUGCCUAAGCGGCUGAGGAGGCCCACAUGGCAUACACCAGCAUCCUCUUCACCUAGAAGGAUGUGGACACCAGGAGACAAUCAAACCACAGCUGAAACAUCUCACCAGGAGAUGAAGCAGGCGGACCCAUCCCACGAGCAUCCUUACUCACUGGCAGCAGUUACAAAAGAGACCAAGAUGGAGAUGGAGAAGGCUUAGAAGGCAUACAUGAAGACAUGAGUCCAAGGGAUUGGAGUCACUAAAGCCUGGCUAUUCCUUCCACACAGUAAAACAGGCUCCUCCUAAGACACACAGAAAAGUAAACUAACUUCCAAUUUUAUCCAAAACUGGUAUGAGCUCCCUCAGAGGUACCUGUGGCUACACAGGAUGCAAUAUCACAAGCCCCUCUUCCAGCCAUCCCAUUAAGAGCCUGGGUGACUCUGGUGCCCUGGAGGCCAUUCAGCUUGGCCUCACAUAGAGCCCUGCUCCUGGAAUAUCUAAGCCUACAGACUUAGAUAACCUCAGGCUUGGGGAAGCUGCUUCUUGAAUGGUUUUGCUUACCUCUAUGGUGAAGGCAAGAAGUGAUACAGAAGUACUGCUUAGGCUGGAAAGGUUUGCAGCAGUGGCUGUAGUCCAGAAGGGAAACCUGGUCUGCUCCUCUACCCAAUCACGCUGCAGGUGAGGAGGAUGAGGCCAGCAUUUAGCCAAAGGUGCUCUGUAAUACUCAACCUUUCAUUCAGCUGCCCCCACCACCACCCUCACAUCUCAGGUCUCACUCCAGCACUGAGUCAUUGCUGCCAGCUCCUGCACAACCCAGGUCUUUGCCAAAGCCCUUGGCAAACACAAUGCACUCACCUGCUUUGAAGUCACCCUCUCUGCUGGUUUAGGAGAAUGCUCCUGUGGAAGCCCUCACAGACCAAAAGGCAUGAGAUCUGUUCCAGCACUUGAUCAGCAUCUUUAAGGACUUGUAAGCAAUUCUGGCAGUUGACUCAGCUGUGAUGUCUCUGGAGCCCCAACCCCUCUGUAACAGGGUGUGGGGCACUUGAAUGAUGUGAGAGAAGAACAUGUAUUAUAUAUCUGUCCUGAGACAUCUGGACCUGACCGGACUAGAACAGACCUCGUCAGCUAUUUUGUAAUUUAAGUAUGGGUUCAAAGGUGACACUCCUCCAUCAUGGGCUAUGCAGUUUCAACAUAAUCAGUAGGAUGCUGACUGAAGCCUUCUCAGAGCUGGUUUUCACGCUGGCUGGAAAUCCACAGCACAGCACAAGUUUAGUUCAGCUUUGCCAUGGCCAGUUGAAGAGAUCACAAUAGCCAAAAAUUAACUAUGUACUCAAAUACAGCAAAAAGCUCACCUCUCUGGACUCUUUUCCAGCUUCAGCUGUGCAACAGGAAUAAUCAAAAUACAUUCUGCUUGCCUGAGCUCAUGCCUCUGAAGCAGAACUGAGGUACACAACAAACUCCUUAUCAUAAGGGAAACAACUGCAGUGUCCGAAAACUUCAUCUUCCAGUCCAGGUACCUCUAGAACAAAUGUGCCUUGAAUAACUAUGGGGAAAAUCAACUCCAAACCCCUGAAUUUCUUCUCCAAACCUACAUUCAUUUCAGUGAAACUGUGAUCUUGGUAUUACUUUCAGACUCGUGAAGUUCAGCUAGCACAUCAGAACACAUCGUGAGCUCAUGUACCGACCUCCUGCCUGUCAGGGGCCAGCAAGAUGAUGUCCUGUCCCCAAAUCAUCAGCACCAAGGCAGCAAGUGAAAAAGCCAAGUCAAGAGUAACAACUCCACCUGAGAGAAGUGAUACAAUCUGUAUUUUGCCAACAGCAAAGAUCAGACCAAAUCACAGCUGAUGUAUCUUGAUCUGUCGUAAUUUUUCUCCUGGAACAAAGAUGUAGUACGACAAUACACUAUUAAUACGUGGUUUUUGGAGAAGAUGUAUGGUAUCAAGCUU
This is a messenger RNA of Vidua chalybeata, 11111 nucleotides long. Its product is annotated as USP6 N-terminal-like protein. The transcript has 15 exons. The record is from RefSeq and is a predicted model, not a curated record. NCBI's taxonomy places the organism in Eukaryota, Metazoa, Chordata, Aves, Passeriformes, Viduidae. The coding region runs from base 358 to 2724 and encodes 788 amino acids.